Molecule: messenger RNA, 1019 nt
Organism: Diorhabda sublineata
Lineage: Eukaryota; Metazoa; Arthropoda; Insecta; Coleoptera; Chrysomelidae
Product: zinc finger BED domain-containing protein 5-like
Exons: 1
Coding region: 20-508 (162 amino acids)
Source: RefSeq, a predicted model, not a curated record
UGCAACAAAGUAUUUAGCAAUGACGCCAUCUAAGCUGGAAGAUCAUUUAAGAAGAUGUCAUCCAGAUAAAUUAGAUAAAGAUUUGAAAUAUUUUCAAACUCUCAAAGAGAAUCUUCAGAAGAGAUCCACGCUGGACAAAAUGUUCACUUUGACGUCACAAAGAAAUGAUGGUGGUUUUCGAGCGUCUUAUAAUAUCUCGCUACUUAUAGCAAAAUCCGGAAAACCGCAUACCAUUGGAGAGCAGUUAAUUUUGCCAGCCGUUGAAGAGGUUAUAAAGACUGUUUUACACAAACCUGCGUUUGAUAUCAUAAAGAAAAUACCCUUAAGCAACAAUUCUGUUCAAAGACGCAUUGAUGAAAUGAGUGAUGAUAUUGAAAACUUCCUAUGUAAAUAUUUGCAAACGACCCAUUUCUCUAUACAACUGGACGAGUCAACUUUACCUGGAAAUGAAGCAUUAUUACUACCGAUGGAGCACCUGCCAUGGUUGGUCGAUAUCGUGGAUUUAUAAGCUUUUUAAAAGAAAGCGUACCCGGGGUAUUAGCAGUACAUUGCGUCAUCCAUAGACAACACCUAGUUGCUAAAAAUUUGAAUGAAAGAUUGCAUGAAUCUCUGCAAUUUGUCAUUGACGCAGUAAACCGAAUCCGCAGCAAUGCGUUGAAUACGCGAUUAUUUGCGCAGUUGUGUGAAGAUAACGACGAGAACUUCCACCAAUUACUUCUUCACACUAAUGUGCGUUGGCUGUCGAAAGGUUUAUGCUUGGUAAGAUUUUUUGCACUUUUUGAAACUGUUCUAGAGUUUCUCGAUGGUAGAUAUGAAAAUUUAAAAGAAAGUUUAUUAAAAAGAAAAACGGACAUCGCGUAUUUGACCGAUUUAUUUGCUAAAUUUAAUACGAUGAAUUUGCAGUUGCAAGGUGACAGUUUAAAUUUGAUUAAGACAAAGUCGGUCAUUUCAGCGUUUCUUGCCAGAAUUAAAAUGAUGAAGCAAAACAUUGGACGGAACGAAUUUUCACAAUUUCCCAA